UCUCUCUUCCCCGUCACCCCCCGCGGCUUCUCUAUCGGGUUCCCGGCGUGCUGUGCGCUGUCAGCGAAUCUCGGCUGAGGAAUUAUGUCCCGGGACUGCCGCCCGUCCGCCCAGCAGGCUCCCGUGGCGUUCGAUGAUGUCGCCGUGUAUUUCUCGGAGGCGGAAUGGUGCAGUUUGAGGGACGAUCAGAAGACUCUCUACAAGGAAGUGAUGAAAGAGAAUUACCGGCUGAUCCUCUCGCUAAGUCGCCCUGAUAUCAUACUGAACAUCGAGCUGGGACAGGAACCGUACGUCACGAGCAGCCCCUCAUCUUCCAACGAUGACGAGAGCCCGGGCACGAGGCAGGAGCACCAACAAGAGGCACGAAGGAAAGAUCCCGGCUGCGUGUCCGGAGAAGAAAGGAGUGCGGAGAGAGGGAGCGGCGCGGAGACAAGCGGUGCGGAGAGAGGGAGCGGCGCGAGGAGACAAAGCAGAUACCCCAGAGUGAAUCCGUUCCGGUGGGUAAGAAAAGAGAAGAAGAGGAAGCACGCAGGGAAGCGGAGACGGGAAAGGCAUGCGAGCGAAAAAAGAGGCGACGUAACCACGGCGUCUGAAGAUGUAGAGGAAAAGGCAUCCGCUGAGGUGGUCGCGCAGGUUCCCCAAGCGGUCCUUCCGGACAGUCGGCCAUUAGACAGCCAGCCAACGGUUAAUGUCUGUGAGAAACACUCACAGACAGACAUACCGACGGAGCACGUCUCUGGCAAGACCGAGAAAUGUGCCGUGCCUAUAGAGCCACCCGGCCUCCACAAAGGUCCCCCCGACAAGCGUGACGCCUGCCCUGUCCCGUCUGCACGGCCCCGGCGUAAAGAUGGACAAACCGAUAAAAACAUAGAAAAUACAGACAUUCUCGGCAGUGAAGCCACCGCUGCGUGCGAUCCGAGCGACAAAACUGCAGAGGCUUCUGGGAAAGCUGUGGAUGUUUGUGGGGGGAGCGUUUUACCGAAUCCCUCGGAAGGUCCAGGAGCUUCUGACGCCACCAGAGAGACCGUAAACCAUAAAAGGGUCGAUAUCUCCGAGGAGACGGACAGACACGUCCUCCACACUGAAGACCUGAAACCUCCCGGCGAGGAGUCUUCUGCCCCGCAGCGCCAAAGCGUAAGCGACUUCCCCGCGAGUGACGAGAGCGAGGGGCGCUCCGAGAGCGCAGAGGCUCAGCCGAGACAUGAGCAGAACGCGAGACCUCAACGGGUCCCGACACCAAGCCCUCCUCGGGGAAAAGGCGGUUUUGUAGGAAGCCUGUUGGAAAUGCACAGUCCAGGGCCUCGGGGCGAUACGAACGCCAAUCAAAUGUCCCCAAAACACGCAGAGCUUUUCUCGUGUCCCGAAAUUCCGAGGUGCAAGUCAGAAAAGAGAAAACGCGUUCGCUUUAACGAGGUCGUCACCAUGUUUAUUAUCCAACCACUCAAGGGAACAGGAAGGGGAAUAAUCCACCGGCGGAAGAAUCGAGUACGCUUCGCAAACUCAAAUGAAAAAAGGACUUUAGUGACGGGUUCUCCGAAGCCCGGUCUCUCCAAACCGUGCCAGAGCGGCCCGGAGAGCGUGGCGAGGGGCUCCCUGAGUAAACGGAAGGGUAACCACGUAGCACGGAAAAGGACCGGGGUCUCUGUAAGGCAAGUUAAAGACCAUAAGGGGGCUAAACAGACGCCGGUAACAGAGAGACUCCAAGCUGGAAAACAGACUGUCGAGACAUCUGGAUGUACGGCCACGUUAUUAAAUGGGGCCGAAAAACAUGCAGGGGCCGGAUUAAGAUGCAAAGCAGAGGCUGAUCAAUCAGAAAACCUUAGCCAGGAAGGGACUGGAAAUUCCAACACGAACACGGCUAGCAAGGAGGCGUCUGAACACGUGGACGGGCCACGCGUGAGAGAGACUGAGCGUGACCUCAAGGCAAAGGAAGCCGGUACCAAACACGCCAUCAGGAGAGAGAAGGUGACCAAAGAACCAAACCUGACUUGGACUAAAACAGAAGUGGCUUCUCCCACCAGGCUUUCCGACCCCAAAACGCCACGAAACGGCGCAGUUAGACCUCAUCCGCCUGCACGCGAUGGCCACGCGGCUCCCCAGUCAGAGCUUGGUGCCCACCAGAAGGACUCCCGGUCUGAUUUGUGCUGUGUUGGCCAAGAAUACGGACGUAAUUGUAGACCCCCGGAAAAGAAUAAUAGAAGCAACAGAGGCUUUGAGAUAUCGGUGGAAGAACACGGAAGCCCCGGCACAGAGAUGCUCCAGGACUCGGCCCCCAGCGGCGGAUUCAGCAGCGAAACCAAGCGGACCCCGGACGAGGAAAACCUGCGACAAAGAACCCCAGAAGCCCAAACACACGGAACCGGCACCAGUAAUGCUAGCGAGUGCAGACCCGACCCCAUGCGCGAGGAAAGGAAAUUAAAUCCGUGCUGUAAGUGCGGAGCCCACAGCGACUCCGUCGGUGGAAAAAGCCCCCCGCGGACCUCCUGCAAAUGUAAGAGAAACGGUAAAACGACGUUACAGAAAGACAACAGUCUAAAAGACAGUCCGCAGAACAGCCCCAUCAGCAAAGGCAAACAUCAAGCCGUAAUCCCCGAGCCGGUUAUAAGUGCCCUCAAACGGCUCCCCACGGCUGGGUCUCACCAGGGCCACACCAGAAAAAAAUCCCGGCUUUGCGGUGAGUGUUUGGGUGAUCCCUGUAAUGAACGACAGACAUCUAUCCAAACCAGCGCAACAGUCCCCAAAAACACAGCGAAGAACCCCCAAAAACACAACGGUGCCAGCGAGAAACUCGCAGGAGAGAAUCCUCCGGAAACUCCCAUCUGCCCAAGGAAAGUGAAGAGGGGCAAAGCGGAAACGGGGGCCGCUGAGGAGAACGGAGCGAAGCCUUCUCCAGACAAAGAGAAACAUUCGUGCAACAUGCCGGAUUCUCCUGCCCAAAACGCCCCCGUCCCUUCUGGGUCACUUAAAACGUCACAGAAUAAGCCCUGUGUUUGUGUCAAAUGUGGGAAUCCCUUUGUAAAGAGAAGGGCAAAACCCGAGGAGGGCCAUCCGAAGACACGGAAAAAGCGCGGCAAAUUAACGGGACCUUUCAAGUGCAACGAGUGCGGAAAGGUCUUUACCCGAAACUUCUCCCUUUUGAUUCACCGCAGCAUUCACACCGGAGAGAAACCCUUUACGUGCCAGGAGUGCGGAAAGAAGUUCCGAGAAAACAACAGUCUGAAGUGUCACAUGAGAUGCCACACCAAAGAGAAGCCAUACUUGUGUCUGGAGUGCGGGAAGAGAUUCAGCCAACACUCGUCUCUCGUCAUUCACCAGCGCACGCACACGGACGAGAGACCCUUUGAGUGCAAAGAGUGCGGGAAGAGUUUCAGCGACCGCUCCACGUUCCUCCGCCACAAGCUCAUCCACACCGGGGAGAAGCCCUUCUCCUGCUCCUACUGCGGAAAGAACUUUAAUCAGUUGGCGCAUGUCAGGCGGCACGAGAAGAUCCACACUGGCGAGCGUCCGUAUGGCUGCGCGGUCUGCAGCAAAAGGUUCAUCGACCGCCCCAAGCUCGUUAAGCAUGAACAGAUUCACAAACGGGAAACCAAGUGAGGUUUUGGAAGAGAAGUAUAGA
Spea bombifrons (plains spadefoot toad) is the source of this 3616-nucleotide messenger RNA. RefSeq lists its product as uncharacterized. Bases 85 to 3594 code for a protein of 1169 amino acids. Lineage: Eukaryota; Metazoa; Chordata; Amphibia; Anura; Pelobatidae. The record is from RefSeq and is a predicted model, not a curated record. The transcript has 4 exons. Gene Ontology annotation, biological process: regulation of DNA-templated transcription.